GUUUCUUCAAGUUGUUGUUUACUUGUCUCGAGAAGCACGGCGCGUUCAUAUCGGGUUAAACGUUACGGGUAUUGUUUUGAUGUCACUGGGAAAGGUGUUUGAAUAACCCUGGCAGCUGUUCAAUGCGACCCUUUUUAUACUCGACUUUAGCCAGAGUGGAGUCUCAUCAGCAAGUCAAACGUGCCUGCUGUUAAUCUCGUGCAUCACGAAGGAGCUGCUGCAUUGUUUACGUGGUCCAACAUGUCGAUGGUGCUGCGAUCCAGAAGGUCCAUCCACCCCAAUCAGGCGAUUGAGGUGGAGUUGCUGGAUGCGAUGCCGCCGGCAACUCGGAGGAGGUCGACCCGCCCGCGCGGGAGAGCUACGUACGAGGAUUUGGAUGAGUCAGACUCUGAGUCUGUGCGGGGCCAAGUGAUGGAGACGCUUCCUAGUGUCCCUGCUGACCUGGAGGAGGAAACUGCUGAGGAGGCUGGUGUAACGGAGCUGAAGUAUUGCAGAGUUGUGCUGGACCGCCUGCGGGUUGACGACAAGGCUGCAAGAAGAGAGCUCGAGGAGAAAGAAGACAUGAACCGCAAAGGCGGGAAACCCGUCUCACGGAUCCCCACUUUCCACAAACGGCCGGCCAUUGCAAGCCAGGCCCCGGAGCCGCCCGCUCCCAAGAAAGAUGCCCCUGUCCCCGGAGCUCAGCCUCCGGGGAGUGGGAGUGCGGAGGCCUCGAAAUCCAAGCCGUCCGACAUCAGAGAAACGGCACUCCCCCUCCCAACGGUCCGCGUCCCCAAUGUGGGCCUGGAAGCCCCCUCUCUGUUCGGCAGCACAGAACUAGCAGCAGCAGCCCAUAGUCCCCUGGUUACUGCACCCAAGAGCUGGAGUUUGUCCGAGUUUGCGCAAUACUCGUCAAUGACUGCGAGCCCCAGGCCUGCCCUCAGACCAGAGCAAGGGUCGGAGCAGCACGUACAAGAGCGAGACCAGCGCCACGCCUUUGAAACAGAAGCUGGUGCCGCACAGGAUGACCCAGAAAAGGAGUACGGUGUUGUGGUCAGAAGCAGGAUCACCCUCGCCACCUCUGGAGACAUGGUAAAGUCCGUGCCUGCGGACAUCCUUCACUCGACUGAGGUUAGCAAAGAGAAGGCUAUUAUGGACGAACAGCCGCCGUGGGAGACGGAGCCGAUGCACACGCUCGAAUUUAGGGAGUGCAGAUCCUCUUCAGACGUUGAAUGCGAGGACGAGUCUGCGGGUGAGGAGUCUGCGGGUGAGGAGUCUGCAGGUGAGGAGUCUGCGGGCCACGAUUCAGUGGAGGAGUAUCGCGAACCGCUCACAAUAAGCCAGCCCGAGGUUUCAGAUCUUGCCGACGUCGCCGACUCCACCUCUCCUGUAGCGCCAGAGAAGCCCGCCAGAGCUCAGUCAGCCAGGUCAACUAAGAGCUCUGGAUGCUCCAGUUUCGCCCUCUUCUGCUUCCUGCCCACCACCUUGCUGCUUCUAGGGGGGUUCGGCCAGCACGUUUGGCACUACGGCCUUCCCCUGUCCGUGGCUCAGCUCGCAGCUCAGCUGGAGCUGCACUGGCUGGAGGGCUUUGUACCAGAGCCUUGCAGCACCGAUUGUCGAGUGCAGCUGGUGGAGAGCAUCCCUGAGGGUCUCUACCAGUCUGCUCCCUCAUCCAGACGGAGCAUCGCAGACAGCUGGCUACGUCUGCUGGACAGGGCUAACAGCUCGGUGCAUAUCGCCGCUUUCUACUUCACUCUGCGGGGCGACGAGUUCGCGGGCUCCUCUGACUCUCAGGGGAGACUGGUCUUUGAGCAACUUAAACGGCUCAAAUCCAAAGGUGUGAAACUCCAGAUUGCCGUCAACGCCCCCCAGACCUCAAGUGAAGAUACGGCAGAACUGGCUGCAGCAGGUGCAGAAGUCAGAGAGGUAGACCUCAAGGCUGUCACUGGAGGCAUCGUCCACACCAAGCUAUGGGUGGUGGAUCAGAAGCACUUCUACCUGGGUAGUGCCAACAUGGACUGGCGCUCUCUGAGUCAGGUGAAGGAAGUGGGCCUGUCGGUGGAGGACUGCAGCUGCCUGGCUCAGGACGCCUCUCGGAUCUUUGGAGUGUACUGGAGCGUCGGCGGUGCGAGCAACGGCUCCCUGCCGCCGUACUGGCCGGCUCGUCUCUCCGCCCUGUCCAGCUCCCAGAAUCCCCUGCGCUUGAAGUUCAACGGAGUGCCUGCUCAAGUCUACCUGUCUAGCUCCCCUCCGCAGAUCUCUGCCCGCGGCCGCUCCGACGAUCUCUCCACCAUCCUGUCCGUCAUCGACGACGCCCAGAGAUUCGUUCACGUCUCUGUCAUGGACUACCUCCCUCUGUCUCAGUACACGGAGCCGCUCAGGUUCUGGCCGGCCAUCGACUCGGCCCUGCGUGCUGCGGCCUGCACCAGAGGCGUGCAGGUCCGCCUCCUGGUCAGCUGCUGGAAGCACUCUCCCGCCCCCAUGUUCCCCUUCCUGCAGUCCCUGCUGGUGCUCAACAGGCCUCAUUUGAAGUGUGACAUUGACGUGAAAAUAUUUAGAGUGCCUUCAACAGGGAAGCAGAUGAAGAUUCCCUUUGCUCGAGUCAAUCAUGCCAAGUACAUGGUCACAGACAGAGUGGUCUACAUAGGGACGUCCAACUGGUCGGAGAACUACUUCACCCAGACAGCCGGAGCGGGCUUGGUGGUGAACCAGACCGGCUCUGUGGUAGAACAGGGCCAAGAGACCCUGCAGAGCCAAGCGGAGGAGCUGUUCCUCAGAGACUGGUCGUCCAAGUACGCCAGCAGCCUGUCUCUGGACGACGUGGACAUCUGCCCCCGCGGCCCACACUGAGGGGUCCUUGCACAUUGCAUUGUAGAUGACCAUGCUGCUGCUGCCACUUGAACUUUAUUGGACUUCUGCACAAUCCGCUUGCUGUACCGUGUGAAUACACACACUUUAUUUUAUUGCGGUUUCCCAGCCAGCUGCCUGGUUUUUGUAUAUAAUUUUUGGUUGUUUUUUUUAUAUUUUGUUGCAAAACGUGUUAUUUUUAUACUCUCUAUGCUCGCUUUGUAUAAUUUAAUUUUAUGCCUGGAGCAUUCUGUAUAUUUUCCCUUUAAACAUGUCUGUGCCAAGCUUCACCAAUCUCACGCAGGAGAUAAAACAUUUCCAAAGAGGUUCAUACACCAGCGGCCAUGUUUGCACUGCUGAAGCAAUCUGUGUGUAGUGAAACCAUAUGAUAGGUCAGUCCAUAAUGCUUGUAAAUACUAUACAUGUUCCAUUCAUACCUGACCUGUCUGGCUCACAAAGAAACCCAAUUUAACAGUAAAUAGUGAGCAUGCUUUUUUUUUCUUUUGGAUUAGUGUUCUGUGUUUGGGAAGAAAACACACUUCUCUAUAAACUGACUGCAUUGAUGAUCAGGGAACAUGUCCGAUUCCUUCAUUACCAGGGUUAUGUUUGUUAUUAAUGGACCUGUUCCUUCAGUAACGGAGCAGUUUACUGGAUGUUUCAGUAGAAAUAAAACCUUCAUGGCUGCAAUGAAA
Anarrhichthys ocellatus (wolf-eel) is the source of this 3518-nucleotide messenger RNA. It is a transcript of the gene pld7, whose product is annotated as phospholipase D family, member 7. NCBI's taxonomy places the organism in Eukaryota, Metazoa, Chordata, Actinopteri, Perciformes, Anarhichadidae. The record is from RefSeq and is a predicted model, not a curated record. Gene Ontology annotation, molecular function: catalytic activity. The transcript has 12 exons. The coding region runs from base 241 to 2829 and encodes 862 amino acids.